Messenger RNA from Daldinia loculata, 7884 nucleotides. RefSeq names its product putative polyketide synthase. The transcript has 5 exons. Bases 191 to 7807 code for a protein of 2538 amino acids. NCBI's taxonomy places the organism in Eukaryota, Fungi, Ascomycota, Sordariomycetes, Xylariales, Hypoxylaceae. Gene Ontology annotation, molecular function: 3-oxoacyl-[acyl-carrier-protein] synthase activity; oxidoreductase activity; phosphopantetheine binding. Gene Ontology annotation, biological process: fatty acid biosynthetic process; secondary metabolite biosynthetic process. The record is from RefSeq and is a predicted model, not a curated record.
GGAAAGCUCUAUCGGAAGGAAAUACACCUUUUUGUUCGUAAUAAACGUUGCUCAACUUAUUGUAUUGACCAGUGACAUAGGCGUGGCUGGUUCUAUAAGUUUAAAAUCGCAUAUUAUAUCACAGGAAGGAGGGUUUCCUCUGAUAAUUCUCUUCUCCUUUUUGAGGCUCAUAUUUCAUGUUUUUGUGUUUAUGCAAUUUCUUACUCGAACUCUUCUUCGGCCUGUCCCUACGAUGCCCCCUAGGUCUUUCGAAGAGGAGCCUAUUGCGGUAUGUGGGCUUUCUCUGAAGUUUCCGCAAGAUGCCUCCUCAGAAAAGGAUUUCUGGACUAUGAUUCUAAACAAGCGGAGUGCAAUGACGACGUUCCCUCCGGACCGCCUAAAUGUAGACGCAUUCCAUCACCCUACUCAGCGCCAUGCCCUCCGUACACGGGGUGCUCACUUCAUCAAGGAGGACCUUGGAGUGUUUGAUGCCAACUUUUUCUCGCUAACUCCUACGGAAGCUUCUGCUAUGGACCCGAUGCAACGCAUUCUGCUUGAGACAACAUACAAAGCGUUCGAAAAUGCUGGUAUACGACUUGAAGACGUAAAGGGUUCAAGAUCUUCUGUUCACACGGGUUGCUUCACAAACGACUAUCUACAACUGAUACUAAAAGACUCUGAAAGGCUUCCCCCAUAUGCAGCAGUUGGAGCUACACAAUCCAUGCUAGCAAAUCGACUAAGCUGGUUCUUUGAUCUCCGCGGACCUUCAGUUAACUUGGACUCGGCUUGUUCAAGUAGUGCGAUGGCUGUCGACCUUUCUUGUCAGUUAUUGCUCGGCGGUGUUACUGAUAUGGGUGUUGUCGCUGGCUGCAAUUUGCUACUAGACCCUGAUUACAGUACUAUCCUGAGCAACAUGCAAAUGCUAUCUCCUGAUGGUCGAUGCUUUACCUUUGAUCAUCGUGCGAACGGGUAUUCUCGCGGUGAAGGUGUCGCGGUUGUCAUACUAAAGCGUCUUUCCGAUGCACUUCGCGACAACGAUACCAUACGAGCUAUCAUAAGGUCUACCGGUACUAAUCAAGAUGGUCGAACGCCUGGAAUCACCCAACCUGACCUCAAAGCUCAGGCUCAACUAAUCCGCGAAACAUACAAACGAGCGAACUUAAGCAUGGAACAUACGCGGUUCUUUGAGGCACACGGAACGGGAACAGCAAUUGGAGACCCAAUAGAGAUUGGUGCCAUUGCAGAUUGUUUCCAUAAGCAUCGCAACUCCUCCGACCCCCUUUAUGUUGGCUCUGUCAAAACAAAUAUCGGUCAUCUUGAAGGCGCCAGCGGUAUUGCAGGGUUGAUUAAAGCAAUCCUCGCCGUAGAGUCCGGCAUAAUACCACCAAAUACAAAUUUUGAAUCGUUAAAUAGAAAGCUUGCGUCUUACGACUACGUGAUAACUCUGCCGACGGAGCCAAUAGCUUGGCCUCCUUGCGAGGUCCGAAGGGCGUCUAUCAAUUCCUUCGGAUAUGGCGGGACAAACUCUCAUGUCGUUAUCGACGACGUUUCUAGUUACCUGAGACAUAAAGGUUUAGUAGGGAACUUUAGAACGUCUAAUCCAUACUUCCGGGCCAAGAAGCUUCUCUGCUCAACGACCAUAGAAGGAUUUCCAAAGCUUCUUGUUUGGUCUGCUUCUACCACGACUGCUACUCAACUCAUGGUUUCUACGUGGGAGAAAUAUUGUUCCAAGAUGCUCGACAUUGAUGCGAUGCCGUCGGUUUCCGAUAUUGCAUAUACUCUUGACUCUCGUCGGACCUCACUAUCGGCAAAGUCGUUUGCAGUUGUUUCAGCUACUUCAGAUAUGCGAGCUCUUGUAAGGCUCGCUUCUACCCCCAUAAAUACUCCAAAACAGAGUCCUCGACUGGCAUUCGUUUUCACUGGUCAAGGUGCCCAGUGGUACGCCAUGGGGAAGGAACUCCUGAUGUACCGGGACUUUUUAGAAAGCAUUCAGGCCGCAGAAUCUAUCCUCGCGGGUAUGGGCUGCUGCUGGUCUUGUCGAGACCAACUUUUGAAAGACGAGAAAGAAUCGAUGAUAGAUCACCCGAGUAUUUCUCAAUGCCUUACUGCAGUCGUCCAGAUGGCGUUAGUUGAUCUCUUAAGGUCAUUUGGCAUUAGCCCUGUUGCUGUUGUUGGUCACUCAAUGGGGGAGAUUGCUGCAGCCUACUGUGCAGAGCUUCUAACACGGGAGUCCGCUCUACGUAUCGCCUAUUACCGUGGAUACUUUACCGCUACAAUUUCUAAGCAAAGCUGCUGCAGAGGAGCUAUGCUAGCUGUGGCCAUGUCUGCUGAAGAAGUAUCCAACUACUUCAAUGAUAUGGGUUCCGAUCAUACUAAUAUAGACCUCCCUCUGGUAGUCAGUUGUAUCAACAGUCCCUGCAGUACAACGGUAUCAGGGGAGGAAUCUGAAAUUGAAAAGCUUAGACGGAUCCUGGAGAACAAAGGUAUUUUCGCACGACGACUACGCGUUCCUGUUGCCUAUCACUCUCCUCAGAUGGAUCUAAUCGUAUCCGAUUGCCUAAAGCACUUUGGGAUCCUUAAAUCACCCCAACCAAAAACCAGCAUCAAGAUGGUCUCGUCAGUCACAGGCUCUAUUUUGACCAGAGAAAGGGCUUGUGAAGGGACCUACUGGACAGCCAAUCUAGUCUCCCCUGUUUUAUUUUCGCAGGCUGUGGAGCGACUAUGCAGAGAUUCCGCUCUGUCGCUUCGUAAGAAGAUUGAUGGUAGCCAUCACGAAGCAAUCGUAGUUGACAAUCUUAUCGAAAUUGGUCCUCACGCAGCUUUGCGUCUUCCUAUUGAAGAAAUCUUUGAGACCCUACCUCGGAGAAAAUCGAUCAAGUAUCUGUCUGCGCUGUAUCGUAAACAAUCCGCUUCGGUUACACUCUUAAGAUUGCUGGGGCAAUUGCAUUGCAGCGGUGUUCCCAUCGAUUUACGGCGCGUAAAUGACCCGGAGCAGCCAUUUCGAAGAUCCCGAAUUUGUCUCGCCGACGCGCCAGAAUAUCCAUUCGACCACUCCACGAGAUAUUGGUGCGAGAGCCCCCUUGUUCGGAACUAUCGUCUUAGAGCACAUGGCCACGUCGAGCUUCUUGGUUCCCCUAGCCGAGAUUGGAAUCCACUAGAACCUCAAUGGCGAUGCUACGUUCAAGUUUCCGAUAUGCCAUGGCUCGUAGACCAUAAGCUGAACGGGAGAGCCGUUUAUCCAGCUUCUGCCAUGAUUGCUAUGGCUAUACAAGGAGUUUCACAGCUUGCGAACCGAUAUCAGAAUAUGAUCAGCUUUACUUUACACAAUGUUCGAUACCAAUCUGCUAUUGCAGUUCCUUCUGAAUCUGACGACUUGGAGACGAGGUUACAGUUAAGGCCUCUUAAAGUCACUUCUGCGACCCGAAGCUCUUGGGGUUUCUCUGUAUAUUCGGUAACUUCUGGUCAUUGGGCUGAGAACUGCUCUGGGGUGAUAGAAGUUCACUACGAAACAGAAUUAUGGACUGAAGAGGAUAGGCAGAAGUCUCACCAUUAUAAGGACCACUUCCAAAAACGAGAUACACAGUGCUGUAAGGUUUUCGAUUCAAUAGAGAUAUACAACAACUUCAUCAAGUACGGGUUCCACUAUGGACCUUCAUUUCAAGGGAUUACGACGGUGAAUCAUGACGGCACUGACACUCUCACGGCAAGGUUAAGUUUGAGUAGCUCUACCGCGGGCAGUUCAUUUGUCAUUCACCCGGGAACGCUUGAUUCCUUUCUUCACCUUGCUUUAGUGUCUUUAAGUGGAGGAGACAAAAUAAUUCCAACUCAGGCCAUAUCUCGCAUCGAUAAAAUCUGGAUCUCGGCAGAAGGAUUUAACUCGCCGCACGAGUCCAUCCAAGCUUCGGCAAAAUUUGAGGGUGAGACAGCAAGGACCAAGCUUUAUUCUGGGUUUGCAUUGUCGGACGAUAAAGAACAUCUAAGGUUGGUAGUCGAAGGGCUUCAAACUACUGUUAUCGCUUCCGAUGAAAGACCCGAAGAAAUUGCUGGCCACGACCAAUUUUGGUGUAGUGUCCAGACAGCUGUGGAUGUCGAUGCCUUGUCAGGUACAAGGAUUUUGCAACGACUAGAGUCAAUUUGCGGACCUGACUCUCUUGGGCCGGGCGAUUUCUUUAGUGAUCUCAGACGCUACCUAUACUUUAUGGUCAAAGAGCUCCGUAGGAGUGUGACCAUGAUGGGCACUGAUCCUACGAAACCAUACCUGAAAAGAUAUGUGAAGUGGAUGGAUUGGCAGUUAAGCACAACAAUUGAUGAUUCAUCUAUAACGGAUGAUGGCUCACUCCGAAUUCGAGUUGCGAAGCAUGGGUUCCUUGGAAGCUUCAUCCUCAAAGUUGCUGAUAAUGCCCUAAACGUCUUACAAGGAAAAUCCGAUAUGGUACAGCUAUUUUUUGAGGAUAAUCUCGUAGGAAGAUUCUAUGAAGAGCUAUUGGCGAGCUCUAUAUGCUACCAGAAACUUCAAAUCUACUUGGCAGACCUUUCUUUCAAAUAUCCCAGCCUGGACUUUCUUGAAGUUGGCGCUGGUACAGGUUCUUUUACUGAACAUAUACUCAAAGGAGUUUCGUCGAGUACCGAGUCUCCUGUAGAGAGAUUCAAUAGCUACUACUAUACAGACAUCUCCUCUACAUUUUUUGAGAGUGCUCGAGAACGAUUUCAAGCCUAUUCUCGGAAAUUGAAAUUCGCUAUCCUCAAUGUUGAACAAGAUCCCCUGAGCCAAGGAUUCAAGGAGAAUACGUUCGAUGUCAUUUCGGCAUCUAAUAUUCUUCAUAUCACGGACAAUCUUGAUCGUACACUUCAAGGACUAAGAAAAUUGUUAAAACCGGGGGGCAAGUUCUUUCUUCACGAGUACAUACACCCAGAACGAAUUGACGCCGGGUUUAUCUUUGGCUUGCUGCCGGGAUGGUGGCCAGAAACAGACGAAACCCGUACAAUGAGCCCCCUUCUAAAUGAGGAAUCCUGGAACAUUUUACUGCGCCGAAAUGGCUUUUCAGGUGCAGACUUCAUCCUUCGCGACUAUGCUGAUGAGGAAUCUCAUUUGAUGAGCAUCAUUUGUGCGACAGCAACAGAGCCUAGAGAUGCUGUACUUCCAGACAUAGCCAUUGCGGUCGAACCUGGCUCAAGUGUCCAAGAAGACAUGGCGAUCGUUUUAGCCUCGAAACUUUCCGCCGAAGGCUUUCGCGUGAUCCGCAUGGAUUUAUCAAAAACUCAGGAAGACAUUUCUUCUCUUGGAAGCGUUAUCACGCUGUUCGAUCUAGAAGAGGCCAUUCUCUCCCGAUUAGAUGAAGAUAACUUCGAAUCGCUCAAGUCACUUUUGUUAAGGGCUUCGAGGAUUCUUUGGGUUUCCAAGGCGGAUACAUUUCCCCCAACCCCAAGCCACGGGAUGAUAGAAGGCUUCGCAAGGGUCUUCCGGAUAGAAAACAUCAACUGCAAGCUGGCUACCCUGGCCCUAGAGACGAGUUCUAAUUCACAAAUAGAAGAUUGUGAUCAUAUUCUCUUCGCUUUAAAAAAUAUUAUGAAGACCCAAGGCUUGGAGCAACCCGAGGAUUAUAUCGUUGUAGAUGGUUUUCUGAAACUGAGCCGAAUAUACGAGAACAUAGAGUUCAAAAAAGGAAUCUCAAGGAACCUUCUAAGAGAAAGACUGGUCACCGAGAGUGUAAAAGACGCGAGGCCUUUUACAGUCACAUUCUACGACUCAGAAAACAUCCCGAAACCGCAAAUUACGGAAGAUAACUCUACCUUCUCACCUAUCGGCCCCGAGGAAGUCGAAAUCGAAAUUAAAGCUAUUGGCCUCGGUCCGAUUGAUUUUUCAAUCCUUUCAGGCAAGACUUCCAACAUUAAUGUUGGUCGAGAAUGCGCUGGCAUCGUGACCAAGGUCGGCGCCAACUGCGAUAUCGCUGUAGGAGAUCGCGUAUGUGCUUACGGUACCGAUCUACUUCGCUCCACGAGCCGAGCCAAGCGAAAUCUUGUAGCUAAGAUACCGGAAUCUCUGUCCUUCGAAGAAGCUUCUACGUUGCCGCAGGACUCCUGUAUUGCCAAUUAUAUUGUACGAGAAGCUAGAAUCCAGCGUGAUGACCUAGUAAUCGUACGAGGUGGUGAUACGAGACUUGGAAGGGCAACACUAGAUGUAUUAAAAAAGUACGGUCCAAAGCUAUGCGCAACCAUUUCGACGCCAGGUGAUGAACCCCUUUUCAGCGGCGUUCAAAAGCUCACAGAAAGCUGCUUUACCGAAUCGUUUAGAUCGUGUUUUUCGAAGAAAGCUAGCGUUGUACUGGACUUCUUGAGCACCGAUAUGCUACAGCUGACAGAAUGUGUGUCAAAGUUCGGCCAGAUUUUGAGCAUCAGGGAAGUCCCAGAUGAUAGUCCGGUUCCAAUGAGUUUCUUCGAGCUACCAGCCACUGUCGGUUUUCGAAUAUUGGAUGUAGUUGCAGUAUUACAACAUCAACUUGAUCGAUUGGAAAUGCCCUUUUCUGAAGUCAAUGAACCGACUUCGAUCCAACCUUUCCACGUAAAGACAAUUGACCUCUCUGUUAUUGAAACGGUUUCUUCCCAUAUAAGAGGUCUUGAUCGUGAAGAACGGAUUGUCAUCAAGUAUGAUGACGAAAGCCAAAUACAGAUUCACCGACAAUCUGUAAAGGGUGAUCUAUUCGAUCCAUCUGCCAGUUACGUGAUCUCCGGCGGUCUAGGAGAUCUUGGAAGAUGCAUAGCUGAGUGGAUGGUGAGUCGCGGUGCUCGUAAUCUCAUUCUCUUAUCACGCUCCGGCCCACGCAACAAGGCAGCCAGUACAACAAUUCAACACCUAGAGCAGUCGGGUGCUAGAGUUUACACACCAGCAUGUGAUAUUUCAGACCAUUCAUCACUUCAAAGGGUCCUGCAACAACUUCAAGAUAUACCUGCAAUCAAAGGAUGUGUCCAAGCUGCGGGUGUUCUCAAGGAUAUUAUGUAUGAGAAGAUGAGUUUUGAAGAUUGGAAAGUUGCAAUUGAUCCCAAAGUUCGCGGCUCUUGGAACCUGCACGAUCUUCUUCCGAAGGGGAUGGAUUUCUUCAUUUUGACGUCUUCAAUCACCGGAAUCAUGGGUCAACCAACACAGAUCAAUUACUCGUCAGGAAAUACUUACCAAGAUGCCUUGGCGAGAUACCGCCUUUCGCUUGGUGAAAAGGCUGUCUCUCUAGAUCUUGGCCUCCUUUCCACCGGUGGAAUGCUAUCUCAAAACAAAGGUCUAGCCGAAAGAUUUGCUGCAGAGAAUGUCUACACAGUGCUGUCUGAAUCAGACAUAUUGGCUCUGUUUGAUCAUUUCUGUGAUCCUAACCUUGGUUUAGACCAAAUCCCGGCACAAAUAGUUUCAGGAAUCAUCAACCCAUCCUUGCAAGAUAGGCGAAGUUCCAGCUUUCCCCUGGCAUUCCAUCAUCCCUUCUGGAGCCACACUCUUGUUCAGAGUGGUAAUGGCCAAGAAUCAGGAGAGAGUCCGGACGCCACCGUCAGCGUAGGUCGUGCAUUGGUUUCCGCGAGUUCCGUUGCAGAAAUGGGCGGAAUCGUAGCCGGCGCACUUGCGGACCAUAUCUGCAGUCUAGUCAGAACUCCCCGAGAAAACAUCGACUUAGAAGACCCACUGCGUAUGGCUGGGGCUGACUCUUUGAGUGCGGUAUACCUUCGCAAUUGGAUUAAGAAGGAAUUUGCGGUGGAUGUCGCAGUUUUUGACAUUCUAGGAGAUAUGUCGAUCAUUACACUCGGAAAUUCCAUUGCUAGUGAAUGGCAAGCAGCUAGAGUUGUAAGUUAAACUAGAUGUUUAGAGCCUCGAUCACUGUAUCUUUAGAAUAGAGUAUGGCGCCAGAUUCGCUCAUUUGGUAUAUUGCU